Messenger RNA from Chlamydomonas reinhardtii, 2083 nucleotides. RefSeq lists its product as uncharacterized. The record is from RefSeq and is a predicted model, not a curated record. Lineage: Eukaryota; Viridiplantae; Chlorophyta; Chlorophyceae; Chlamydomonadales; Chlamydomonadaceae. Bases 351 to 1463 code for a protein of 370 amino acids. The transcript is spliced from 11 exons.
CAGUAUACCUUGCAUGCACAACUAGACAUGAAGGCCUGUAAAGCAUGGCAGCACGCAAGAAAACUUGUCGAGCACGGUUCGCCUUGAUCCUGCUAUUUUUCGUUGCGCCGCUCGCUGUUAAGACUCAAUGGACAUUGCAUAGGUCUCGCGACCACUAUGGCGGCAUCCGUCACUCGGGCCCGCUCAGUAGAGUCGCAACAGUUGGAAACAGCUUUCUGCGCGGGCUGCGCAGUAGUAAAGAAGGGAAGGAGGCAGCGCGAUAUUGCAAAACGGGAGACUUCACAGAGUUGUAUGAGACGAUAGAGCAGGACCUGCGGCCGUGGAAGGAGACGGGCUUCACCGUGUCGCUCAUGGACUGGGUGCUGAGCGGGUUUACCAAGUACCCGCUGCGGAGCAAGGGCGUGGGCGUGGCGUUCGUGGACGGUACGCCCCACCUCAUCACGCCGCCUGCGCUCUUCAACACGGUGGGGCACCACAAGCGCCUGAUCACGGGCUAUCUAGAACUCAUGCUGCAGCUCUCGAAAACAUUCGGCGACCAGAUCCCGGACGUGGAGUUCAUCGUGACCACCGGCGACGAGCCGUCCACGCUGCUGCACCACUACGCCAACGGCUCUGACCCGGAGCGGCUGCCGGCGGUGCUGCGCUUCUGCAAGAGCGACCGCAGCCACGCCGACAUCCUGGUGCCGGACGUGCACUUCCACAUGCGCAACUUCACCAGCAACCUGCUGUCGCACGCGGAUGACUUCACGAGCGAAUGGCCUUGGGAGAAAAAGCAGCCCGUGCUGUUCGGCAGGUUCUCGCCGUACAAGCGUGCCGUCAGUAUGCGGGCGCCAGAGCUCUUCCGUUCCGGCAAGAAUGGCAAGAACAUUUGCAAGACGGCGGGUCCGGACCUGUGGUUUUGUGACGUGCGCAAGCACUUCAUUUGGGAGUGGGCGCGGGGCGCCAACCGCUCCGGGCUGCCGGUGGACGUGGCGCAGCAGCCCAAGCGCGACAUGUCCUACCACGCCUCCAACAAGUGGCUGCUGCACCUGGACGGCCAGACCUGCAGCUCGCGCCUGGAGCAGCUGCUGGUGCUGGGCAGCCUGGUGCUCAAGGAGGAGAGCGGAUACCGCGCCUUCUUCCACCACCUCAUUAAGCCCCACGAGCACUACCUGCCCUUCUGGAAAACGUCCCCAGAGGAGGCGGCAGACGCGAUCAACUGGGCGAAGGAGAACGACGGCAAGGCGUCGGAAAUGGCGGCGGCGGCGCAGGCGGUGGCCAAACGCUACCUGCACAACAAGGCGAUUAUGUGCUACUGGCUGACAUUGCUGCAGGAGAUGUCAAAGCUGCAGCGGUACCGCACGGGGCCGGACGCGGGAGACCGCAAGUACCCCACCUGGGUGCCGGUGGCAGACUACAUGGACAAGGAGGGGAGAGAGGAGCUUGCGAAGCACCACAUGAGUGCCAUGGAGUUCUGGACAUGAGUGGAGCUCAGCAGCAGCUGGCAGGCCUAGCAGGGCGCGGGUGGGGCUGCCGGCGCACGCAACGUGCUCGGAGAGUCCGAGUUGUCAUAACAUCAGCACGUUUCCGCGUUGUAGUAGUUGGAGCGGCAUGACGCUAUAGCAGCUUGCAAGUUAUUUGACAUGGUCAGGUUGCGACAUGUGGACAUGGGAAUUGCGACAUACGACAUUGCGACAUAACGCACAUACUGCCCAAACGCCUCCAAACCCGCCAAACAUAUUGUGCAUGCAUUUAAUAUGCCUCUGGUAAGGGUGGAACGCUGUGGCACACAACAAAACGUGUCACGGUUGCCACGGUGGUGGUGGCGUGGCGUAGGGUGCGGCCAGUGGGAGGAGCUUGUGGCUACGCUAGCGCAAUACACCGCCGCAAAGCUGGGAGAUGUUACUUAAAUGGGCUCUAGGACGCGUAGCUAUGCAAAUGUGGGCGAGUCUUGGUAUGUCGCAAUGUUAUAUGUCGCAUUUCACAUGUCGACAUGUCGCAACCUGACCAUGUCAAAUAAUGUGCACACAGCCAUACUGCGGUCCUGGGGCGGGAUGCGGCGUUAUCUGCGUGCGAUGCAUAUGAUAGGCGCGAUCUUGAUGAG